CACUACAUCUUCCCCUCACAACCCCCUAAAACACACCAACCCACUUCUCUCUAACAGCGAUUACCAUAACGGGAAGAAUCAGGAUAACUAUUCUGGUUGUAGUGAUUUAGAAUAUAACCUAUCACUGAAGUUUUGAGCUAAUGAUUGUCUGCAUUCUUACUGCUGUGAAUGAAACAAAGGUUCUGGUUCAGCUUUCCCACCUGGAAAAUAAGUACAAAGUCAAUACUUCCACCUGUCAACAUCUCUUUUGCUUUCUGUCACUGAUUGCUUCAAGAAUCUGUUUUCUAUAGAUUUUAUUUAAAUUAUAUUUCAAUUGUGAAUUAAAACAAACUUUCCUCAGCUAAAAAUUGUUCCUGGUCUUGUUUUUUUUAUUUUUUAUUUUUUAAUAAGGUUAAUUAUCUUUUUAGAGUGGUUUAAAAUGGCUGUUUAAUCACAUAUUUAGGGGCAUCGGAGUUAAAGAGGGUGGACAUACAUGCUUGCAAAACCUUUCAGUUCUAUCCAGCAUUGAUCUAUCAAAUAAAAGUUCAAGUAAAAAGAGAUUGAGGGAAACAUGAGGCCUCAGAUGACCUUUAUAUAAAACACCUCAAGAGGAUAUGUGGAUUUGUUUAAACAUCAUUUUAGGCAAUUGUUUAAAUGUACAACAGUCUGCAGCUUCAUAACCAACCAGCAAGGUUCUUGUUUGUCGUUUUACUAAGCAGGAAAGUUUUGCACGGUCCGGUUGCUGCUGUUAAAUAAUUCCCUGCUUGUGCUGCUCGGCCCUGCGCUGCGCGCUCCUCCGGCCGCGGCGCUGCGGCCUGUCGCUUGUGGUUCAUCACCGAGCAUCGCUCGCCCGGUUGGGGGCCGUGCUAACGAGCCUCCCCCUCUUUGUUUUCUUGGAGGGGAUUUACCCCGGGGGGCGCUGACCACUGGACACCGCCGAGGAUUAUAACCACGCAGCCGACGAGGGUUUAGCGGAGCUGACGCCAGAGGAUAUCAGGGCGGUGAGCUCGUUCGGAGAGCGGCGCUGCUGAACGCAGAGCGGGACGCGUGCCAAUUACGCAUGGAGACGCGCUGAAGAGAGCAGCUGAACGACGCACCUCUGAAAGCGCUUUCAUUCUGGAAACCUGGAAACCCUCGGCUCCUGAUGACGGUCACCUACACCGCCAGAGUUGCAAAUGCCAAAUUCUGCGGCUUUUCCAAGCUGCUCUUGGCCUGGAAAGGCAGCAUCUACAAAGUUCUUUACAAAGAGUUUCUGGCUUUCUUCGCCAUGUACACAGCCACCAGCGUCACUUACAGAUUUUUCAUGGAUGAUGAUCAGAAGAGGUAUUUUGAAAAGCUGGCAAUUUACUGCAACCACUACGCCAGUCUCAUCCCCAUGUCCUUUGUACUGGGUUUCUACGUGACCCUGGUGGUGAACCGCUGGUGGAAUCAGUACACCAGCAUCCCGCUGCCCGACAGGCUCAUGUGCGUCCUGUCCGGGGGCCUCCAGGGGAACGACGAGCGAGGCCGCUUGCUGAGGCGCACCAUGAUGCGCUACGCCAGCCUCUCGGCCCUCCUCAUCCUCCGCUCUGUCAGCACGGCCGUCUUCAAAAGGUUCCCAACCAUGGACCACGUGGUGGAGGCUGGAUUUAUGACAAGAGAGGAGAGAAAGAAGUUUGAGGGUCUCCACUCUCCUUACAACAAAUACUGGAUCCCGUGCGUUUGGUUCACCAACCUGGCAGCUGUGGCUCGCUGUGAGGGCAGAAUCAAAGACGAUCACACACUCAAGCUUCUCCUGCAGGAACUGAACGGUUUCAGAGGGAAGUGCAGCAUGCUGUUUCAUUAUGACAUGAUCAGCGUGCCAUUAGUGUACACUCAGGUGGUGACUCUGGCAGUGUACAGUUUUUUCCUCGUGUGUCUGAUUGGCCGUCAGUUUCUGGACCCCGGUCAGGGUUACCCGGGUCAUGACCUGGACCUAUACGUCCCCAUCUUCACGCUGCUGCAGUUCUUCUUUUACGCAGGGUGGCUCAAGGUUGCAGAGCAGCUGAUUAACCCCUUUGGAGAAGAUGAUGAUGAUUUUGAGACCAACUGGCUAAUUGACAGAAACUUUCAGGUGUCCAUGAUGGCCGUGGAUGAGAUGUACGGCGAUCUCCCGAUGAUGGAGCGAGACCGUUACUGGAACGACUCCAAUCCCCGACCGCCCUACACGGCAGCGACACUCUUUGUCCUCCGUAAACCGUCCUUCCAGGGGUCCACCUUCGACAUGGCGAUCCCGAAGGAGGAGAUGCACUUCCAACCUCUGGAGGACAUUGCUGAGAAUCUGGAGGAAUCUGGCACUCGCCACCCCAACAUGGCUCUGUUUAACCGCCUCCUCCACGCGGCUCCGUCCCCGACUGGCUUCAUGGGAGGAGCUCUACGCCGCACCUCGGCUCAACUCCAGAGGCUGUACCACUCGCCCAGCGACGACAGAUGCACCAGCGACGAGGACGAGGACGAGGAGGAGAAAAGUUGCAAAAUCGGUAAAGGUGGGUCGCUGCCAUCAGGGCUGGGCCAGGACACCCAGAGCACCGUGUGCAGCUUCAGGGAGGACAAGAGUCCCAGGACGCCGCUGGUGGAUGUUCAGUUUGGGGAGGAGCAGGGAAGACGAGGAGGAAACGUCUCAGCCGGCGAGAGCAGGGAUGUAAGAAGAGUUGAAGGAGUUCAGAGGGAUGAAGAUGGAUCUGAAGCAAAUUCAGAGGAGACUUCCAUAGCUCCUGUGUCAUUGCUUCCUCCUCCUCCUCUUCCUCCAUCCUCCAGAGAGGCAUCUACUCGCCCUGCCUCUGCCACUCCUAUCACGUCCCGCCACCGCUCUGCCUUCCUGUUUCCCCCGACCGCCCAGUCCAGUCUGGAGCACUGCAGCUCCCAGCCAGUGAUCAGCCAUCCGAGGGCAAUGCCUCCCAUCCCCACACCACAGUCGGCUGGGAACAAAAUGUCGCUCCUCACCGUGCCGUCUUACAUCGAGCCUCAGCGUUUUCGCAGCGUGAGCAUGGGGUCAGAGUUCACAGGGUCCUGAAGUCAGCAACAAACUGCAAACAUCUGGUUUUGUGAACGCCAAGAGGUUUAGUUCUGUAAGUAAAGCAAAACACUGAAGUGGCGCUUAGAGUUAUUCCUGAUUCCUGAUUACUCUGUUUGGAUCACAUUGUAGUUUAAAUAAAUUAAAUGCACAACCUAACAGAAUUCAUGAUUUCCCCCUUGUAUUAUCUCUUAUUUAUACAAUAAACAUUUAUUAAUCUCCUGUAAACCUUAAAAACAAAGAAAAGAGAGGAGUUCAUGUUGUAUUUUUGCACGUUGACCAGUGGAGAUUUAUUGACCAGUAACUUUUGUAAAGUCCACUCAAUUGUUGUUUGCAUGCAAUGGACAAAUAAAAUUUUAAUCUGUGCAUGCUUACUGCAAAAGGAAGCAAAAAUAAAAACAUGUGGAUUUGUCA
This is a messenger RNA of Poecilia reticulata (guppy), 3424 nucleotides long. RefSeq names its product bestrophin-2. NCBI's taxonomy places the organism in Eukaryota, Metazoa, Chordata, Actinopteri, Cyprinodontiformes, Poeciliidae. The record is from RefSeq and is a predicted model, not a curated record. Gene Ontology annotation, molecular function: chloride channel activity.